Klebsormidium nitens is the source of this 1814-nucleotide messenger RNA. Lineage: Eukaryota; Viridiplantae; Streptophyta; Klebsormidiophyceae; Klebsormidiales; Klebsormidiaceae. The record is from the annotation of a GenBank genome assembly.
CAAUGCACAGACGAAUGCAGCAGGCUGCAGAACAGCUAGGCGGCUGCCAUGUAAACGAGCUGUAGAGGUAUCUACUUUCAUCUUAGCUCUGCAGCUUCUAAGCGGUGUCUGAUUCUUCGUUGUGCAGUAGAUAAAGCGUACUGAUGUACUACGCCCGGAGAACUUUCCUCAGCUGAUGUAAAGAUGCCCGCCAGGUUGAGUCCGAUUUCGCAGUUCCCCCCUCCUUUGGGAAGGCUUUGCAACCAAUUCAUGGCUUCGUUAGUCUGAGCAGCAUCCUUGCUAUUGCGGUCUUCAUACAACUAACUUAAUGCAAAGGCAAGGGGGCUCGCUAUCUACGUUGGGCUUCACUCCCUGACAUCCUUACAAUGCUGGGUUGUACUUCACGUGCAGCUUGCACAUUUUCCCCAGGUUUAGCACUCUGGCACAACUCACAAAUCAGACAGCAUCAUAGUGCAGAAUGUGCGCCUAGCAUUAAAGAGGUCGACCAGCUUGCUCACAGAUGUGGUGGUGGUAAUUUUCUAGGACAGAGUGUCAAGUCUACAAAGGCGGCCAAGUGCACGACAGAAGGAAGUUCAAGUUGGAGUACAGGUCAAAGUAUCUCAAGGCAGAACAGGAAGGGGUGUAGGAACGGCGGUGCAACUGUCUGUUGCAAUGGCCCCCUCUCCGUGGUUGAGGGAAGGGCUGCCGGGCCGGAAGCGGGCGAAAUUGAAGAUCUGAAGGAUGCGCUGAUGUCAACAAAGGACCGGACCAUGAAACAAAAGUUCAUGACCCGCUGGUAUGAGGUGGGGGCAAACGGGAAAGCCAGAAUGGAGACAAUUGCAAACUACAUGCAGGAGAUUGGGGCGAAUCACGUCAACACACUUUACACGUCUAGUGAUGGACUCGCCACAAGUCCGCUGAUGAAGAAACAUGGUCUGGUGUGGGUGAUCACGAAGAUGCAUAUAGAGAUGGACUCAUAUCCCAGCUGGGGCGAUGUCGUGUUGGUCGAGAGCUGGACGGAGCCUGUUGGGAAAAACGGGGGCCGAAGAGACUGGACCUUCUCGAACAGCCAAACAGGCGAGGAGUUGGGGCGCGCCACUAGCCUGUGGGUCAUGAUGAACCUAGACACCCGGAGGCUGGCCCGCAUACCAGAGGACGUGCGCAACGAAUACGCAUCCUUCUGUCCGGAAGUACCGAGGUUUGCCAUCGCGGAUCAGGCGAGCAUCAGCCAGCGGCUGCCGCAGGGAGAGGGGCCCCCGACUCGCUCCGCAAAAGACCUUCAGGCCCGCUUCUGCGACCUGGACCUGCACCACCACAUCAACAACGUCACCUACACCAGCUGGUUCCUCGAAGCUAUCGACCGCAACCUUUGGCAGACGCACGACCUGUACUCCAUCACCAUCGAGUUUCGGCGGGAGUGCACGGGGGAGGAUCUGGUGGAGAGCAUGCUACAUGCUAAGGAGACUGGCGCUAACCAAAACGGCCAUGCGAAGCUGCACGAGGGCGAGCUUACGUUCUUGCAUUCGCUGUGCUUGCAAGAGUCGAGGAAGGAACUAGCACGGGGGCAAACCCGGUGGCGAAAACGGAAAGAAGGGACGGAAAUCUGGACGGAGCGAGAAGCUACGAGUACGGAAGGAAACUAGAUCUGGACGGUUUUGUAGAGCAAGACGUUGCAGCCACGGCUUUAUUUUGCAAGCAACUGAGCUAGAAGGCUUCUUCUAUACGUUCUUCUGAGUUUGAUGAUGCUACCCGUGGCAGUUUGAAGUCAGAUGCACUUGUUGGAACGCGCGCCGUGAUGUGCUGCCGUUGUGCUCCCCCUUGAGAUGAUGUGACCG